This is a messenger RNA of Stegastes partitus (bicolor damselfish), 1581 nucleotides long. RefSeq names its product solute carrier family 32 member 1 (gene slc32a1). Gene Ontology annotation, biological process: amino acid transmembrane transport. The transcript is spliced from 2 exons. The record is from RefSeq and is a predicted model, not a curated record. Bases 1 to 1581 code for a protein of 526 amino acids. Gene Ontology annotation, cellular component: vacuolar membrane. Gene Ontology annotation, molecular function: L-amino acid transmembrane transporter activity. Lineage: Eukaryota; Metazoa; Chordata; Actinopteri; Pomacentridae.
AUGGCGACGUUAAUCAGAAGCAAGCUUUCUAAUAAACUGACAAAUGCAGCCACGGCUGUGUCCAACAAAUCCCAGGCAAAGGUGAGCGGGAUGUUCGCCAGGAUGGGGUUCCAGGCCGCCACCGACGAAGAGGCGCUGGGCUUCGCCGCCUGCGAUGAUCUGGACUACGACCACCGGCAAGGCAUGCAGAUGGACAUUUUGACAUCCGAUGAGAUGGGAGGAGAAGGGAGCGGAGACGGAGGCGCGCUGGAGGGGGACAGCCACUACCAGAGGGACGGCACCGGACCGCCGCACUCCGCCUCAAAGGACGGGGGUUCGACGAACGAGUUGACUGAAGUCAGACCAAGAAUCACCGCUUGGGAGGCGGGCUGGAACGUUACGAACGCAAUCCAGGGGAUGUUUGUUCUCGGGUUGCCUUACGCCAUCCUGCACGGAGGAUACCUCGGACUGUUUCUCAUUAUUUUCGCCGCCGUGGUGUGCUGUUACACGGGGAAAAUCCUCAUUUCCUGCCUGUACGAGGAGGACGAAGACGGGCAGCUCGUCCGUGUGAGGGACUCCUAUGUUGACAUUGCCAACGCCUGCUGCGCGCCCAGGUUCCCGGCUUUAGGUGGUCAUAUCGUGAAUGUAGCCCAAAUCAUAGAGCUAGUGAUGACUUGCAUCCUGUACGUGGUUGUCAGCGGUAAUCUCAUGUACAACAGUUUCCCCAACAUGCCGAUUUCCCAGAAGUCGUGGGCCAUCAUCGCUACCGCCGCUCUCCUCCCCUGCGCCUUCCUCAAGAACCUGAAAGCCGUCUCCAAGUUCAGCUUGCUGUGCACGAUGGCCCACUUUGUCAUCAACAUCCUGGUGAUCGCGUACUGCCUCUCUAGAGCGAGGGACUGGGCCUGGGACAAGGUCAAGUUUUACAUCGAUGUCAAGAAGUUCCCCAUCUCCAUUGGGAUUAUCGUGUUCAGCUACACCUCGCAGAUCUUCUUGCCGUCUCUGGAGGGGAACAUGCAGAACCGGGCCGAGUUUCACUGCAUGAUGAACUGGACUCACAUCGCUGCCUGCAUCCUCAAGGGCCUGUUCGCCUUGGUGGCCUACCUGACCUGGGCCGACGAAACCAAGGAGGUCAUCACAGACAACCUGCCCCCGACCAUCCGAGCUGUCGUCAACCUCUUCCUCGUGGCCAAAGCUUUGCUGUCGUAUCCGCUGCCGUUUUUUGCUGCCGUCGAGGUAUUAGAGAAAACGUUUUUCAACGACGGAGGACGCGCGUACUUUCCAGAUUGCUACGGAGGCGAUGGACGCCUAAAAUCCUGGGGACUCACUCUCCGAUGUAUUCUUGUUGUGUUCACCUUGCUCAUGGCGAUCUAUGUGCCACAUUUCGCCCUCCUCAUGGGUCUCACCGGCAGCCUGACAGGCGCAGGCCUUUGCUUUCUGCUUCCCAGUCUCUUCCAUCUCAAGCUUUUAUGGAGAAAGCUGCUAUGGCACCAGGUUUUCUUCGAUGUCGCCAUCUUUGUAAUAGGAGGUAUAUGCAGCAUAUCUGGUUUCAUCCAUUCAAUGGAGGGGCUCAUAGAGGCUUUCAAAUAUAACAUAGAAGAGUAG